AUGAAUUCAUCCACGCAACACAAAGUUGGCAUUUUCCCCGCCUCUGGAGGUAUCGGUGGGGGCACUGUAAAGCACAUAUUACAACGUCUCUCUCCAACAAACUUGAUCCUCAUCUCCAGGAACCCCAACAACCUUUCGCAUGCACGAGAACUGGGAGCAGACGUUCGCCAAGCUGAUUACGACGACGAUGAAUCAAUUCGGAAUAGUUUCCGCGGAAUCAAGACUUUGUUCUUGAUUUCGUAUGCAUCAGUUGAGCGACAUAAGUUUGCCGUCGACACUGCCAUUGCAAGUGGUGUGAAGCACAUCUUUUAUGGGUCCUUGGGCUUUGCUGGAAAUGCACAGAACCAGGAGUCAGUGGCUCACGUCAUGAAGGCACACCUCCUUACUGAGAGAUACCUUCAUGCAUGCGGCAAAGAGCAUCCUGGUUUCGAUUACACGAUUGUCCGCGAAGGACUUUACACCGAGUCCUACCCGCUCUACACCUCGUUCUUUGACCCGGCUCGAUCUGUCAACGAGAUCAAGAUUCCUCAUGACGGCGCUGGACCCGGUAUUGCAUGGGUUAAGAGGGAAGAGCUGGGAGAGGCUACAGCUGAGCUCAUAUCUCGCUACGUCACAGAACCUGAUAGCUUCCCUUACCGCCAACAGACGAUUCUCUUCUCGGGAACAAAGACAUUGACCUUGUCGGAGACAGUCGACAUUCUCAGCGAGGUAGCAAAGGUCCCGGUCCAGAUCAAGCAGGUUUCGGAUGAUGAGUUCGCCUCUCAGGCUCAGGUGAUUCUGAACUUCACUUACCGUGGAGUUGACUACUCGAAGCCGUGGGCUUCAGCCUUUGAGGCGUUCCGUAGGGGUGAGGCGGCUGCUGCGUCGCCGUUGCUGAGUGAGCUUUUGGGAAGAGAGCCGGAGGAUUUCAAAACCACUUUGAUGAACUCACUCAAAGCUUAA
This is a messenger RNA of Colletotrichum acutatum, 942 nucleotides long. Its product is annotated as NmrA family protein. The coding region runs from base 1 to 942 and encodes 313 amino acids. The transcript is spliced from 2 exons. Lineage: Eukaryota; Fungi; Ascomycota; Sordariomycetes; Glomerellales; Glomerellaceae. The record is from RefSeq and is a predicted model, not a curated record.